This is a messenger RNA of Bolinopsis microptera, 2406 nucleotides long. RefSeq lists its product as uncharacterized. The record is from RefSeq and is a predicted model, not a curated record. NCBI's taxonomy places the organism in Eukaryota, Metazoa, Ctenophora, Tentaculata, Lobata, Bolinopsidae. The coding region runs from base 1 to 2406 and encodes 801 amino acids. The transcript is spliced from 3 exons.
AUGACGCGUAUAUAUGACGCUUUGCCCUUGGCUAUACGAGAUGCUUUCCGAAAAAUAGCUCACAUCACCUCCACUUACAAUGAACAGUUGGACUACUUCAGAAACCAACCUGAUCGUCUGCGGAGUGACCACAGAGCUAAGAACGAAGCCCUCGACCUCGUAGAACUAUAUGGGCACCAAAUCAAAGCCGUCCAUGAUAGAGACAAGAAACACACCCUGCAAAGCAAACUAAACAAACUGUCAGCAAAUAUAACUGAAAAAGAACCACUGAUCAUUAAGAACAAACCCAGGGUAACAUACAAUAUUGGCAAUGUCGAACUAGAAGAACCAGCUGUUUCACUACUAUCUAAAGGCCCAAAAUUUGCAGUGCUAGACAACAGUAAAUCGGGACUUAAGAGAAAACUUGAGGAAGCAGAAGUAGGGUUGGAACGUUAUGCAUAUGCAGUGAGAUGGGCCCCAUUCUUACCACUACCAGACACUGAUAAGACGGCCACACCCCUGGAUCUGAGGAACCCUGAAAAGCGUAAAUCCCAACCUCCUCCGCGUCACCCAAAAACUGAGACGAAACUAAGAGACACAAAAGUUCAGAUACUGAAUGUGUAUAAACAACAUCAGCGGUCUAAUCCACAACAGACUAACAUCACUGAAGAUGAAGACAAGGCACUUAAGGAGCUGAAGAAGAAUAAAAACCUAAUAAUAAAGCAGUCGGACAAGGACAAGCAAUUCGUAGUCGUGCCUACAGAUGUGUACAAAGAGCACGCGAAAGAAAUGCUUGAAGAUACCUCCACAUACCAAAAGGUAGUUAAAAACCCGCUCCCAGCAAUGAUAAGUGAUAUCGAACUUUUAUGUGAACACCUGAUAGAGAAAUACCCUAAACUAGAAGGAGUUGAACCUUAUUGUCCAAGAUUACCUGAGUUUUAUGGUACAUACAAGACACACAAGAAAAUCAAUCCACCCCCACUACGACCAGUAACAUCACAAGUUGACUCACCAGGAGAGAGACUUGGACAUGCUACCAACCACAUCUUGAAACAAGCCCUUCAGUAUGUACCUGUUCACCUCAAAGACUCCACUGAGGCCCGACAGCGACUGCAACAAUGCUCAAUAAACUCCAAUCACAUGCUCAUAACAGCCGAUGUGAAGAGCCUAUACACCAACAUCCCACUGGAACAUGGAGUCAAAGUGGUCUCAGACUUUAUCAAACAUCACAGGGAUAAAAUCGAUAUGCUUGGGAUAGAACACCUUGACUUUGUCACUAUGCUGAAAACCGUGACUCAGUCUGCAUAUUUUAGAUUUGAUGAACAAUACUAUAGACAAACGGAAGGACUAGGGAUGGGAGUAAAACCAGCCCCACCAUUUGCCAUCAUAUACGUAUACUUGACAGUAGAGAAACCAUUACUGGAACAAGAUUUCACAUACAGUGAAGCUGAACCAGGAGAUAGACCAUCAAAUCUCAUGCCUGUGUAUUGCUGGAACAGGUAUGUUGAUGACUGUAUCACUAUAGGGGAAGGAACAGAAAAUGACGUCAGUCAACUCUUUAAGUAUGUUAACACGCUUAACCCGAAAAUUCAGUUCACAUAUGAAGCUAACCCUAAACAAAUAGACUUCUUAGAUCUCACUAUCCACUUGCAAGAGAACUCAGAUAAACCACAAUUCGAACUCUUUAUAAAACCGACAAGUUUGGGCAUAUUCCUCAACUACAACUCUGGACAUCCGAGAAGUACUAUUAUGAAUAGUGCUAGGAACGAGUUGUUAAGAGCAGUGAGAAAUGGGUCUACAGACGAAUUCAAACAACGUGGUGUAGAUAAAAUCAAAGACAUGUUACUCUCCAACGAUUUUACACCCAGUGUUAUAGAGAGGUUGACGAGGGAAAUAAACAAAGAUAAACCACCUAACCAGACACGACUGAGAAUCACACAGUACCUAAGCCUCCCAUAUGUUAAUGAAUACCACAAACGGAAAGUAUAUCAGAUUCUACGUCAAAAUGAUCUAUUGGACAAAACCAAAGUAUCAUUUUAUCCGGACAAGAAACUGGGAGAAAUACUCACUAGAUCAGCACUACACCCUACACCAUGUAACAAACAGAGUGCUUCAAAGUGCUAUGAUUGUGAUGAUCUAUGUAUGCAGAAGAACAUAGCGUACAAACUGACAUGCAAUAUCUGCAAUGCAAAGUACUGUGGUGAAACAGGCAGGUUCAAACGCAACAGAUGCUGGGAACACCUAAAAUCUGUAAGGAAUAAAAAUAACAAGACAGCCAUGGGGAAACAUUACCUCAUGUCACACCCUGAAAUAAAAGAAAUUCCUAUCGAACCAUUUAAAUUUGAAGUCCUCAAAUUAGAGGUAGUUGGACUGGAAUCAGAUGGGAGGAAACGCCUCACGUUGCGUGGUUCCGUUUACUCAGGUUGA